UCAUCAUUCAUGUAGUAUACUCACAACGGACGUGGACGUCUACAUUUCAAUCAAUUCGGGGGCCACGACUCUCGCACUUGCCUUGUAUCGAAUUAUCGAAUUGGAUUGCUCGGCUUCAUAGAUUUCAGAUUGUCAUGCAGAAAAAGGGGAGCCGACUGAAGAGUUUUCAAGAUCCGGUUCUGGAUCUAACUGAUUCUCCUGGGCCGAUGAUGGAACAGGCUCAGGUCAGGCCCCCCAUGUGCAGGGAAACAUGAUGUUACAUUUCAGAUGCCUUCAGAGUGUUGGUGGAAUCAGAUUGCCAGAGUCACCAUCAUGAUCUUAGGGACGUGCUUCGGACUGAAAGGUGGCGGCUUCAUGUCGAACGUACUGUCGCUUUUUCAAAGGGUCGUGCCUGAAGAAAAUCUUGACGAACAGACGUCAAACUUCGUAGAGAAAAACUGGUACUUCGCUCAUUAUUUAUUCUUGUCAAAAUUCUGAAAGGUUUUGA
This is a messenger RNA of Guyanagaster necrorhizus, 487 nucleotides long. RefSeq lists its product as uncharacterized. The record is from RefSeq and is a predicted model, not a curated record. NCBI's taxonomy places the organism in Eukaryota, Fungi, Basidiomycota, Agaricomycetes, Agaricales, Physalacriaceae. The transcript has a single exon. Bases 268 to 477 code for a protein of 69 amino acids.